UUAAGGGCUGCCCCGCUGUGGGUCCGGUGGCGCACACUGGGUAGCAGCAAUCACCCAGACUGGUGCUUUUUCCUGUGCAGUUGCGGGUCAGAGCUGUGCGGUCCCUACUGGAGACCUCUUCCAGAUCAACAUCCGUGUGGUCAUCAGUACCCUGGUUCGCGAUCACCCGACUGGCCCCAAGUCACUGUCUGUGCUGCUGAACCAUCCAGUCACUCUCUUGUCAUUGUGGAGAUCACGAAGUAAUCUCCAUGCUUUUCCUACUGUCCAGUUUCAGGUUCCACACAGUGCCAGCUUCAUUGAGGGACAGAAGCUCGCACAGGAUGACCGUUCGACUGUAUGCACCCUGUGUGUGCCUGCACAUUUGCGCUGCUGUGCAGGUUGUCAGGUCAGGCCCACCGCAAAGAGUACCAGGAUGUAGCGUAGGAGACUACGCGUGUGCAUUGGGCAGAGGUGAUAAAGUGUUGUUUUCCCCUUUGUAUAGACCUUUAAGUAAGAGAAAAACCCCCAGACGUUGUGUUGCAGCCUUUGUCCCUUUUGUAUCACCCUGCUCUCUCUGUGAGACAGCAGUCUAAUCAGUCAGAAGUUAGGACCCAGGGGUGCAUCUGAGACCUGCAGCACCUGACAGCCAGCUGGAGUUGCUCCAGUGCCCGCCAGAGGCCAAGCAAGAGCUGAGGCUGGGGUGAACUCGCCUCUCCCUGCCCCUGGUGAGACUCAUUCGGGCUUCAAACCUCUGUGUUUUCUGUUGCUUAAAAAGAAAGAAAGUAUCUUUCUACGGGAGACAUCAUGAUGCAGACUGAGUUUCUGCUGGUGCCUUUUCUCCUCAGCAUCAUUGCCUCAGCCACUGCACGAUUCAGCUCAAUAGCCGAAAAUGAAGAUGCCCUCCUCAGACAUUUGUUCCAUGGGUAUCAGAAAUGGGUUCGCCCUGUUUUAAAUUCUAAUGACACCAUAAAAGUAUAUUUUGGAUUGAAAAUAUCUCAGCUUGUGGAUGUGGAUGAAAAAAAUCAACUGAUGACAACAAAUGUGUGGCUUAAACAGGAAUGGACAGACCACAAGCUACGCUGGAAUCCUGAUGAGUAUGGUGGAAUCAGUUCCAUUAAAGUCCCAUCCGAAUCUCUCUGGCUUCCUGACAUUGUUCUCUUUGAGAAUGCCGACGGACGCUUCGAAGGCUCCCUCAUGACCAAGGUCAUAGUGAAAGCCAACGGAAUGGUCACUUGGACUCCUCCUGCCAGCUACAAAAGCUCAUGCACCAUGGAUGUCACAUUUUUCCCAUUCGACAGGCAGAACUGCUCGAUGAAGUUUGGAUCCUGGACUUACGAUGGUACCAUGGUUGACCUCAUUUUGAUAAAUGAAAAUGUUGACAGAAAAGACUUCUUUGAUAAUGGAGAAUGGGAAAUACUAAAUGCAAAAGGAAUGAAGGGUAACAGAAGAGAAGGUUUAUAUUCAUAUCCGUUUAUUACUUAUUCUUUCGUCCUGAGACGGCUGCCUUUGUUUUAUACUCUGUUUCUGAUAAUUCCCUGCCUGGGGCUGUCUUUUCUAACAGUUCUUGUGUUUUAUUUACCUUCUGAUGAAGGAGAAAAACUCUCAUUAUCAACAUCUGUCUUAGUUUCUCUGACAGUUUUUCUUUUAGUGAUUGAAGAAAUAAUCCCAUCUUCUUCCAAAGUCAUUCCUCUCAUUGGAGAGUACCUGCUGUUCAUUAUGAUUUUUGUUACCCUGUCAAUUAUUGUUACUGUCUUUGUAAUUAAUGUCCAUCACCGAUCUUCUUCCACGUACCAUCCCAUGGCGCCCUGGGUGAAGAGGCUGUUUCUGCAAAAACUUCCUCAGCUGCUUUGUAUGAAAGACCAUGUGGAUCGUUACUCUUUCCCAGACAAAGACGAGAUUAAGCCAACAGUGAAAGGCAAAGCUAUGGAUAAAAAGAAACAGAAGGAAACUAGCAAUGGAGAAAAGGUUCUGGUUGCUUUCUUGGAAAAGGCUGCCGAGUCCAUUAGAUACAUCUCGAGGCACGUGCGGAAGGAGCAUUUCAUCAGCCAGGUGGUGCAAGACUGGAAAUUUGUGGCCCUGGUCCUUGACCGAAUCUUCCUGUGGCUCUUCCUGGUGGCCUCGGUCACCGGCUCCGUGCUGAUCUUCACCCCCGCCCUGAAACUGUGGUUGCAGAGUUACCCUUAGUCCAGCGCCCCUGGCCCCGCACGGAGCCCCACACCUCAGAGGCCCAGGAGGGGCUGCCGCAGCCUGGGCCACCGCAGGCGCCCCAUUAACACCCACGCAUCCUCCCCUGGGAGCGUGGAUCCCCGCGGGGGGCGUGGCAGCGCCGCGCCUGCGCAGUCCUCGCUGAACCCCGUUUUCUCCUCGCCCCCAGCACUGCAGGGCUAUGCUGCCCAGGCCGCUAAAUCUUUCCUAAAUUUCAGCUUAAAGCAGUUCUGUCGGUGCUCAGUUACAAACCCAGAUCUGUUUCCGUAGUGUUCUGUUUUUGGCGUUGCAGUUACAGGCCGAACUUUUAAAAACCUAAGUCAAGCUUGAACCCAUUUUACCGUUGAUGUGCCUGCUCUCACCCAAGUCUUUGGCUUUGUUUUCUGUGUAUGAUUUUCUUGUUCUUUUGGGGUUUUCCCUUCCUUUUCAGCCUUGAUUGAGUUGUUUCCUUUCUUACCCUUAACACUUUGAAGGUUAUGCUCCUAUUAACUUAUUAAUAAAUGUACUAAAAUCUUUUGUGAAGGAUGCUGUACAGAAGGAUAAGUGCCUACCACUCUUUACACACUUCUUUCCUCUCUUUGUGUCUUCUGUGUCUUAACUAAAGCAUCAGAAUUUUAAUUUCAGUUAUAUAUUUUUAUUUUGUGUCUCCUUUUAAAAAAAUUAUUUAAAAAAGACUAAACAAAACAGAAAACAGUACAUACUUUCAGUAUGUACUGAACAGUACAGAAAUAGUACAUACUUUCAAAGAAAAAAAUAAACUAAGAAAUCACUAGUUGAUGAUUACAUAUUGUCCUCUUACAAAUAGUUGUUCAAGAUACAAAAGGGAAACAUACAAACAAUGAGACUGCAAACAGUUCUGCUUAACUAUCCAACAAAAACUUAGUAAUAUGGUUGUCAAUCCUAUACACUAAAACAUACAUGCAGUUAUUCAUAUCUUCAUUUAUGUUGAGAUUAAACAAACUAUAGCAGGCUAAAAUCACUCUGAACAAAGAAUAAUAGCAUUGCUGGAUUUCACAUCAUGACACUACGGGAUCAGCACUGGAUACUGUAGUGUCUCUCUUUCUUCAAAGUAUUUUUUCAUUUCAUCAUGCAUUAUGAGUUCUCAUAAACUGUUUAUAGGUUCUAUGCAUGCCUGAGUCUUAACAUGUAUUUCUAUCCUUCCUAUAUUAGAAGGAGAAACAAAGCAAAGCAAGACAAAACAAAACAUAAUCCUAUAAACACGUGAAACAAAAAAAAAACCCAUAUAAAACCACUGUACAAGGAGUUCUACCACGGUUACUGUGUUGUCUUCAAUAGAAUUGUCUAUAUCAUCAGACAUAGUAUUGUUGAAUAUAGCAGUAUAUAGCAAUAUUAAUAAAAACAAACUUUGUAGAUAGUGUAAAACUUCAAAAACAGGUAAUAAUCAAACCAGAAUGGGUAUCGGAAUGAAUCUUGUCAUCUUCAGUGUAGUUGCCUAAACUCUCAGACUUGAUACUAUCACUCAUAACAGUUUUGAAUAAAAUCUGUCGUUAUCAAACAGCAAUCAAACAAACCAUAUUUAACUAAGAUCAGUCAUGAUAAAACAGUAUAAGUUACACAGGGCUCCAGAUUAAGUUAAUAGGAAUUAAAGAUGAUUACUGUGCUAUAUUCUGAUAUUUUUGGGAUAGUUGUGUCCUCAGAUCUAGUGCUUGUAGACAAACUGGGACAGAAUAAGUUCUACCUAAGCAGAACAGAGCGAAUAAUAUGGGCUUAAUUCCUGAUAUACUAUUAACAACAUCUUCUGCCAUCUUUUUAAACUCUAUUCUUUCCUUUUCACUCCCCCAGGGUGCACUGUGCAUUUUUGGAUCUCACCAAUAUCCUCAGUUUUUAGAUUGAAGGGACAGCCUGCUAUUUACCUAAGUGGUUCCGAACCUUCUCCCUCCUGGACUUGAUCUCUAAUUGUAUUCUUUUACCUAUUAAAGCCUGUCUUUCCAACUAUCUACAAAUAGUGGUCCAGUUGCCCCUUUUACCCUCUAGUUCCCUGUCGUAUAGAGCAUUGCUUCCUCAUAUUUGGUUUUCAAUCCAUAAACACUUUUUCAGGUUAAUUAUAUUUCCUAUAAAGAGCAUCUCGGUGGACCCUACCUCCUGAUCUACUCUGCCUGGGUUUCUCUCUCUUUUUUUCUUUCUUUCUUUCUUUUUUUUUUUUUUUUUGGUGUAUCAAGGCCAUCUAUAUAAGAGACUAUAGCUAAUAUUCUCUGCCUCAUUUUUGUUGUGCUCUUUUUCUGCCAUUAGUUGUCUGCUUUUCUUCUUCAUUCCACUUUCUGCUCCAUUCAUUGAGGCCUCUCUGCCACUGUUCCUGGAAUCCUAGUACUUUUCUCUUUCUCUAGAAUGUUCUUCAAUAUUCUCUGUAGAGUUGGAUUGGUGGUCGCGAAUUCCCAUAGUUCCUCUUUGUCUUGGAAGCAUCUUGUUUCUCCAUUAAUUUCUAGAGACAGUUUGCAAGGUACAUCAAUCUGGGCUAUAGGUUAUUUUCUUUCAGGGCUUGGAAUAUUUCACUCCAGGCUCUUCUUGACUUGAUGGUUUGUGUCGAGAAGUCUGCCAUGAUUUUGAUGUGUUUUCCUUUAUAAGUGAUGUGUUUCAUUUCUCUGAUGGCUUUUAAUAUUCUGUUCUUAUAUUGAAUUUCUGGGAUUUCGAUUAUUAUAUGCUUGGGUGUAGCUCUGUUUUGGUUGUAGGUGGCUGGAGUUCUGUAUACCUCAUACAUCUGACUAUAAUUUCCUUUUUCUAUGUUUGGGAAAUUUUCCUUAAUUAUUUCUGUGAAUAGCCUUUGUAGUUCCUUUGUUUGUACCCCUCUUCUGCAUUCACAUUUUUUAUUCUCUAGUUUUGGUUCUCUUGUCAUCUUCUAGCCUUUGUAUUGUUACUGCCUGUUUCUUGUUAUUUUUAAGAAAAUUUUCCUUUCAUGAUCACAGAUUGCAAACCUGUCUUCCAGUUUGGAUAAUCUAUCCUUAGUUUCUUUCAAGGAAUUUUGACAGCUUUCAAUGGAGUUUUUAAUUUCCUGGUAAUCUCUUUGAACCUACUGCAUGUAUUCUAUGUUUUCUUUAUAUUCUUCAUCAAAUGUGUCUCUCCUUUUUUUGUGCUCCUCCAUUCUUCCAUCUGUGUCUUCUUGAGAGGUGCUUAGCAUUUCUUUUAUUAAUCUACUUAUAUCUUGCUUUACUUGGUUAAAUAUUUCACUUUUGAACUCAUCUAUGAAGUCCCAAAGAUAUCUAUGUCCACUGGUGCUGUGUCUGAUAUUGCAUGUUUGUUCUCCCCAAUCUCCUUUUUAUUUACUUCUCCUGGAUCAAUGUUAUCAGGUUGGGGGCUGGGGAAUUUUUCUUGUUGUUUCCUUUGUUCAUGUUUUUGGUUUCUUUCAUACAGAUGUAUUAGAGGAGAUCCCAGUCCCUUUCCUUGUUGGUUAUGGUUCUUCUGAAGCAUGCUGGCUAGGUAACCCUGCCCACUCCAGUGUAUUAUUGAGUGCAAACAGUGGGGGCCUAUGCUAGCUCCUCCCCUCCUGGUCAGCCAACCUGCAGAGGCCUUCAAUGCAUUAGUGUGCACUGUGAGUAGGAAAUUGGUUUGAGAGAAGUUAUUGGGUCUCAGCCAGGGGUAUGACCGUGGCAAAGCAUGCCUGACUAAUCUCAUCUGGGAAGGGAACAACUGACUGAAGUUGCUGCUGUUCCCUUGCUCUUGCCAGUCCUGCCUGAUUCCAAAAUGUCAUCCCGUUGGUGCCCCUUUCCCAUGGAAGAGUUUUAUUCCCAGCACUCACCAUGAUCAUUCUUUAUAGCUGAGUAGUACUCCAUCGUAUAAAAAUACCACAACUUUUUUAUCCAUUCCUCAGUUGAUGGACACUUAGGUUGCUUCCAAGAUCUGGCUAUUACAAAUUGUGCUGCUAUAAACAUGGGUGCACAUAUAUCGCUGUGGUAUUAUGUUUUCAGUUCUUCUGGGGAUAUGCCUAGAAGUGGAAUACCUGGAACAAAUGGGACUUCCAAUCCCACCUUUUUGAGAAAUCCCCAGACUGACUUCCACAUGGUUGCACCAGUGUACACUCCCACUAAUAGUGCAGGAGACAUCCUUUUUCCACACAGCCUCUCCAGCAUUUGUUGUUGGUGGUUUUGCUGAUUCUGACUAUUCUUUCAGGAGUGAGAUUGAAUCUCAGGGUGGCUUUAAUUUGCAUUUCUUUAAUGAAUAAUGAUGAUGAACAUUUUUUCAUGUAGGGCCCUAUUUAUUUGCCAUUUGUAUUUCUUCAUUAGAGAAUUGUGCAUUCAUCUCAGAUGCCCAUUUUUGGAUUGGAGCUUUGAACUUUGGAGGUCUGAUUUUUUAAAAUGCUUUAUAUGUUUUAGAAGAAGUCCUUUGUCUGAGGGACAGUUCACUAAGAUUUUCUUCCCAGUUUGUGGGUUUUCUUUUCACUAUGCUAGAGAUUUCUUUUGACAUGCAGAAACUUUUUAAUAAGACAUGAUCCCAAUUACUGAUUCUGGGAAGUAUUUCCUGUGAGGUUUGAUUCCUGUUUAUGAAUUCGCUACCUGCCCCUAUGUCUUCAAGAUUUUUACCCAAUUUGUUUUCCAAUAGAUUUAGUGUUUCUGUUUUAAUAUUCAGAUUUUUGAUCCAUUUAGAUUUUAGUUUACUACAUGGUGAUAGGCAUGGAUCUAGUCUUAAUUUUCAGCAUAUGGAGAGCCAGUUUUUCCAAUAUCAUUUACUAAAGAGACUGUCAUUCUUCCAGUGAACAUGUUUGGCCCUGUUAUCAAAGAUAAGGUGGUAGAGUGUGUUUGUAGUUGUAUCUUCUAAUCUAUUCCAUUGAUCUUUGACUCUGUUUCUAUUCCAGUACCAUGUUGAUUUACUACAGUUGCUUAGUAGUAUAACUUCAAGUCAGGAAUUGUGAUGCUUCCUGCCUUGCCUUAGCUGCUUAGAACUGUCAUUGCUAUUCUAGGUCUCUUCUGUUUCCAGAUGAAUUUUAGGAGUGAUUUCUCUAUAUCUAUGAGGUAUGUUGAUGGUAUUUUCAAUGGGAUUGCAUUGAAUCUGUACAACAGUUUUAGGAGAAUGGACAUUUUCACAAUAUUUAUUCUUCCUAUCCAUGAGCAAGGGAUGUCUUUACAUUUUCUGAGGUCCUCUUCAGUUCCUUUCUUCAGUGUAUUAUAAUUUUCCCUGUAUAGAUAUUUCACUUCUUUCGUGAGAAUUCCUAAAUAUUAUGUUUUUUUUUCAUUGCUAGUGUGAAGAGUGUGGCUUCUCUUAUUUCUCUCUCUGUGAUUUUGUUGUUAGUGUGUAGGAAUGCUAUUGAUUUCUGAGUACUGAUUUUGUAUCCAGCUACAUUGCUGGAUUUAUUUAUUAUAUCUAGAAAUCUUUCAAUGGAGUUUUGGGGAUCUUCUAUGUAGAGUAUCAUGUCGUCUGCAAAUAAUGAUAAUUUAACUUCCUCUUUUCCUAUUUUUACCCCUUCUAUUUCUCUCUCUUGUCUAAUUGCUCUGACUAGUAUUUCCAGUGCUACAUUAAAUAGGAGUGAUGAUAAAGGAUCCUUGUCUUGUGCCUGACUUUGAGGUAAAGGCCUUCAGUUUUUGGCCAUUUAGUAUGAUACUGGCUGUUGAUUUGUCAUAGAUGGCAUUUAUCAUAUUAAGGUAAAGACCAUCUAUUCCAAUUUUCUGUAAGUUCUUACCAUGCAUGAAUGUUGGAGCUUAUCAAAAGCUUUUUCCUGCAUCUAUAGAAAUGAUCAUGUGAUUCUUUCUUUUGGUUUUAUUGAUAUGGUGGAUUACAUUUAUUGACUUAUGUAUGUUGAACCAUCCCUGCAUGCCUGGGAUGAAUCCCACUUGGUCAUGGUGUACAAUCUUCCUGAUGAUUUGCUGCAUCUUAUUUGCCAAUAUUUUAUUGAGAAUUUUUGCUUUUGUGUUCAUUAGCGAGAUUAGUCUGUAGUUGGUUUUUUAGUUGACUCUGGUUUUGGUACUAGAGUAAUAUUUGCUUCCAGGAAUGACUUAGGAAGGAUUGCUUCCCUUUCAAUUUCAUUGAAUAGUUUGAGAAGUGUAGGCAUUAAGUCUUCUUUGUAUUUCUUGUAGAAUUCUGCAGUGAAUCCAUCUGGGACUGGGCUCUUCUUUGUAGGUAAGGACUUAGUUACAUUUUCAAUUAAAUUGAUAGAAAUUGGGCUAUUCAGCAGUUUUACAUCUUCUUGACCUAGCUUUGGUACUUCAUAUGUUUCUAGGAAUCUGUCAAUCUCUUCGUAUUCUCAAAUGUAUGAGAGUAGAGGUUUUUGAAAUAGGUAUUGAUAAUCUUCUGUAUUGCUACAGAGUCUGUAGUGAUUUCGCCUUUUUCACUCCAUAUUGCAUGAAUUUGAGCUUUUUCUUCCCUUUUUCAAAUAAGGUUGGCUAGUGGCUUAUCAAUUUUAUUUAUUCUUUCAAAGAACCAACUCUUUGAUUCAUUGAUUUUUUGGGUUGUUUUCUUAAUCUCUAUUGAAUUAAUUUCUGUUCUGAUUUUUAUAAUUUCCUCCCUUCUUUUGGCUUUGGGAUUGACUUGCUCUUCUUUUUCUAGAUGUUUGAGGUGCAGCAUCAGGUUAUUUAUUUGUAUUCAUUCUGUUUUCCUGAUGUGGGAACUCGGUGCAAUAAAUUUUCCUCUGAGGAGAAAUUUCAUAGCAUCCCAGAGAUUCCGACAAGUUGUAUUUGUAUUUUUGUUUCUUUGUAGGUAUUCUUUAAUUUCUUCUUUAAUUUCCCUUGUGACCUACUGAUUGCUCAUUAGUGUGUUAUCCAAUUUCCAUGUGUUUGUGGGAUUUUUGCAGUUUCUUUUAUCAUAAAUUUCUAGUUUCAUGGCACUAUGAUCCGAUAACAUGCAUGGUAUAAUUUCAACUCUUUUGCAUUUAUUUGAAUAUGUUCUGUGGGCUAGUAGAUGGUCUAUUUUAUAGAAUGUUCCAUGUCCUACUGGGAAGAAUGUGUAUUCUGAUGUUGUUGAAUGGAACACUUGUAUACAUCUAUCAAGUCCUUUUUUUCACAUGUGUGAUUCAGUUCUGUUGUUUCUUUGUUGAUUUUCUGUCUGGUUGAUCUGUCCCUUGGUGUCUACGAUGUGUUAAGUGCUCCUGUUAUAAUUGUGUUAUUGUUAAUUUGAUUUUUCAUUUCUAUUAAUACUUGCUUUGUAUAACUGGGUGCUCUGGAAUAUGGUACCUAUAUAUUUAAGAUUGUUAUCAUUCUUCUUGGAGUUUUCCCCUAAUCCAUAUGUAAUGACUUUCUUCAUCUCUUCUGAUCAUUCUUGGUUUGAAGUUCUGCAAACAGAAUAGCUACCUCCACUCUUUUUUGUGUUCCUGUUGCAUGAAAUAUUGCUUUCCAUCCUUGACCUUCAGUCUGUGAGUAUCCUUUUCAGUUAGAUGGGUUUCCUGUAGAUAGCAUAUGAUUGGAUGUUGUUUCUUGAUCCAUUCUGCCAGUCUGUUUCUUUUAAUUAGUGAAUUGAGACCAUUUACAUUAAUGGUUAUCUGUUAUAUGUUGGUUUAUUGUUGACAUGUUAUCUUUCUGCUGUUGCAUCUGUAUCUUUCCAUUCUGUUUAAUUGUCUGCUUUGCUUAGUGUUUUUUUCCUAAAUGUAUCUAAACUGACUUUCAGUAUUCUUUGGAAGAUUGGCUUGGUGAUCAUGAAGUUCUUCAGCUGUUCUUUGUGAUGGAAGUACCUUAUUUCUCCACUCAUUUUUAAGAACAGUGUUUCAGGGUACAUCAGUCUAGGCUGGAAAUCAUUUUCCUUUAGGAUCUGAAAUACUUCUCGCCAUGCUCUUCUUGACUUUAUUGUUUGUGCUGAGAAGUCGGCUGUGAUUCUGAUAGGUUUUCCUUUAUAGGUGUCUUUUCUCUCUCACAGCUUCUAUUUUAUUUUUUUAAAAUUUUAUUUAAAAGAAAAAAGAGAAAAAACAGAAGAAAACAAAUCAGUGAAAGGGUACAAGUAAUACAGAACUACAAAAACAAACAAACAAACAAACAAACAAAAACAAAAACAAAAAAAAAACAACAGUAAGAAAUCACCAGUUAAUAGACUAUACAUUAUCAUCUUAGAGAUAGUGGUUCAAGUCACAGGAUCAAAGCAUACAAAGUGGACAUUCAAACAGUGAGACUGCAAACAGUUGUGUUCAGUGAUCCAAUCAAAAACAUUAAUAUGGUCAUCUAUUUAACACACCUAAACACACUUGCUGUUGUAUCCUUUAGAAUACUUUUUUUCCUCUCUUUAUUACAACAAAAUUUACACAUGUUGGGUUUUAUUACUCCCAUAGUUCUUAUUACUUUUUUUGGAAGAGAAUAAAAUCAAAUAUGACAAAACAAAGCUAUCAGUCAAAACCAAGGAUAGACAUAGCACAUGAUGUAAAAACAGUACAAGGUUAUCAAUAAUGGUUACCAUAAUGCCUCUUGCUUCCUUAAGAAGUAUUGUCUAUCUCAUUAGGCAUUAUAAAGUUGAACAAAACAGUAGAGAACAAGACCAAUAAAACCUAAACAUUGUAAACAUUACAGGACUUCAAAAGAGGAUAAUAGUCAAACCAGAAUGGGCAUCAUAGUGAAUCUUAUUGCCUUCAAAGUAGUUGCCUAUACCCUCAAACUUGAUACUAUCAUACAGGACAGAACAGAGUCUAAUCAAUCAAAACAAGAGAGUGGGAGUAUUACAGGACUUCAAAUCAAGUUAAUAGGAAAUCAAAAAGAAACUAUAGUAUAUCCUGCUAAUUUUUUUGAUUUUUUCCCCUUAGUUAAAAAAGUAAUAAAAAAUAAUUAAAUACUUUUUUAAUGAAUAAGGGAGAGAUUGAGAUAAAAGAGGACAUAACAACAUAACAAUACAGGUCAAAGCAUGACAAUUUCAGUAACCUAGUGCUUCACCACCAAAUAACCCCACUUAAUAGUAGUUACCAUAGGGUCUUUUUCCUCAAAAUAUUUGAAUAUAACUUCGUAUACUAUAGCAUCAAACAUAUCAAGACAGUGUAAAACCAUUCAAGUGGAUGAAAGUAUUGAAGGGUAUUUAGAACCAGCUAACAGAAAACAAACAAUGGUUUCUAUGUUAUCUCUUUGCCUAUAACAAUUUUUGUUUAUACUAUCGCAUUUAAUAAAAUCCAGCUAGAUACAACAUGAUAAAACCAAUGGAGACAGAAGAGCCAUAGUUUGGUGGGGGCUUCAAAACAAGAUGGUAUUAAAUCAGCACUAGCUAUUAUGAUGUCUUGUUUUCUUCAGAAUAGCUGUUCAUUGCAUCACAGGCCAUAAUAUCAAACAGCCCAGAAUAAAGUCAUUCCAAUUAAUAAGUGAAAACUUUAUAAGUCUUCAAUGUCACAUAAUUGGGAAUCAUGAUUACCACAUACUUUUAUAUAUUUGAAUAAUUUCCUACACUAGGGAAACUAUUCGGUAUUCACACAUGCGAGUUUGAUUUAUUUCACUUAUGAGUAUGGUUUCAAGCUGAGCCCAUUUACUGAUAAAUAUCUCAAUGUGAUCAUUCUUUAUAGCUGAGUAGUGCUCCAUUGUAUAGAAAUACCAUAACUUUUUCCUCUGUUGACGGACACUUGGGUUGUUUCCAAGAUCUGGCGAUUACAAUUGUGCUGCUAUAAACAUAGGUGAACAUAUAUCACUGUGGUAUGAUGCUUUCAGUUCUUCUGAGAAUAUGCCUAGAAGUGGAAUAGCUGGAACAAAUGGGACUUCCAAUCCCAGCUUUUUAAGAAAUCUCUAGACUGACCUCCACAAAGGUUGUACCAGUCUACACUCCCACCAACAGUGUAGGAGAGUUCCUUCUUCCCCACAGCCUCUCCAGCAUUUGUUGUUGGUUUUCUUGCUCCUGGCCAUUCUUUCAGGAGUGAGAUGAAAUCUCAGUGUGGUUUUAAUUUGCAUUUCCCUAAUGACCAAUGAUGUACAUUUUUUUGUGUACUUAUUUGCCAUUUGUAUUUCUUCAUCUGAGAAGUGUGUAUUCAUCUCAGAUGCCCAUUUUUGGAUUGGAUCUUUGAAUUUUGGGGGUCUGAAUUUUUUUUAAUUCUUUAUAUGUUCUAGACAAAAGUCCCUUGUCUGAGGGGAAGUUCACUAAGAUCUUUUCUCAGUUUGGGGGUUUUCUUUUCACUAUGCUGGAGAUUUUUUUUGACAUGCAGAAAUUAUUUAAUAAGAAGUGGUCCCAGUCAUUGAUUCUGGGAAGUAUUUCCUGUGCAGUUUGAGUCCUGUUCAUGAAUUUUCUACCUACCCCUAUGUCUUCAAGGUUUCUACCUAAUUUGUCUUCCAAUAGAUUUAGUGUUUCUGUUUUAGUAUUCAGAUCUUUGAUCCAUUUAGAUUUUAAUUUAGUACACGGUGAUAGGCAUGGGUCUAGUUUUAGUUUUUGGCAUAUGGAGAGCCAGUUUUUCCAACACCAUUUAUUAAAGAGACUGUCAUUCUUCCAGUGAACCUGCUUGGCUCCUUUAUCAAAGAUAAGGUGGUUGAGUGUGUUUGUAGUUGUGGUUGUAUUUCUAAUCUAUUCCAUUGACUUUUGGCUCUGUUUUGAUUCCAGUACCAUGUUGAUUUUACUCCUGUUGCUUUGUAGUAUAACUGCAAGUCAGGGAUUGUGAUACCUCCUGCCUUGCCUUUGCUGCUUAGAAUUGCCUUUGCUAUUCUAGGUCUCUUCUGGUUCUAGAUGAAUUUUAGGAGCGAUUUCUCUAGAUUUAUAAGGUAUGCUGAUGGUAUUUUUGUUGGGAUUGCAUUGAAUCUGUAUAACAAUUUUGGGACAAUGGCCAUUUUCACAAUGUUUGUUCUUCCUAUCCAUGAACAAGGGGUGUCUUUUCAUUUUCUGAGAUCAUCUUCAAUUUCUUUUUUCAGUGUAUUAUAAUUUUCCCUGUAUAGGUCUUUCACUUCUUUUGUAAGAGUAAUUCCUACAUAUUUCAUUUUUUUGCUUGCUAGUGGGAAGAGUGUAGUUUCUCUUAUUUUUCUUUCUGUGUUUUUGUUGUUAGUGUAUAGGAAUGCUAUUGAUUUCUGAGUACUGAUUUUGUAUCCAGCUACAUUAACUGAAUUUAUUUAUUAUAUCUAAGAGUCUUUCAAAGGAGUUUAGGGGGUCUUAUAUGUAGCGUAUCAUGUCAUCUGCAAACAAUGAUAAUUUAACUUCUUCUUUUCCUAUCUUUACCCCUUUUAUUUCUCUCUCUUGUUUAAUUGCUCUGGGUAGUGCUUCAGUACUAUAUUAAAUAGGAGUGGUGAUAAAGGACAUCCUUGUCUUGUGCCUGAUUUUAAAGUAAAGGCUUUCAAUUUUUGGCCAUUUAGUAUGAUAUUGGCUGUUGGUUUGUCAUAGAUGGCCUUUAUUGUAUUGAGGUAAAGACCAUCUAUUCCAAUUUUUUGUAAGGUUCUUAUCAUUAAUGAAUAUUGGAGCUUAUCAAAAGCUUUUUAUGCAUCUAUGGAAAUGAUCAUGUGAUUCUUACUUUUGGCUUCAUUGAUAUUGUGGAUUACGUUUAUUGAUUUACGUAAGAUGAAACAUCCUUGCAUGCCUGGGAUGAAUCCCACUUGGUCAUGGUGUAUAAUCUUCUUGAUGAUUUGAUGCAUCCUAUUUGCCAAUAUUUUAUUGAGGAUUUUUGCAUCCGUGUUCAUUAGGGAGAUUGGGCCAUAUAGUUCUCUUUAAGUUGGGUCUUUCUCAGGUUUUGGUACUAUAGUAAUAUUUGCUUCCAGGAAUGACUUAGGAAUGAUUACUUCUCUUUCAAUUUCAUUGAAUAGUUUGAGGAGUGUCAGCAUUAGGUCUUCUUUGUAUUUUUUGUAGAAUUCUGUAGUGAAUCCAUCUGGGACUGGGCUCUUCUUUGUAGGUAAGGACUUAAUUACAUUUUCAAUUUCAUUGAUAGAGAUUAGGUUAUUCAGCAGUUUUACAUCCUCUUGAUCUAGCUUUGGUACUUCAUAUGUUUCUAAGAAUCUGUCUAUUCUGUGUUAUCAAACCUUUGAGAGUAGAGGUUUUCGAAAUAGGUGUUGAUGAUCUUCUGUAUUUCUAUAGAGUCUGUAGUGAUUUCACCUUUUUCAUUUCUUAUUGCAUGAAUUUGAGCUUUUCUUCCCUUUUAAAAAUAAAGUUAGCUAGGGGCUUGUCGAUUUUAUUUAUUCUUUCAAAGAACCAACUCUUUGAUUCCUUGAUUCUUUGGAUUGUUUACUUAGUCUCUGUUGCAUUGAUUUCUGCUCUAAUUUUUUAAAUUUCCUCCCUUCUUUUGUCUUUGGGCUUGACUUGUUCUUCUUUUUCUCACUGUUUGAGGUGUAGCAUCAAGUUAUUUAUGUGUAUUUGUUCUGUUUUCGUGAUGUGGAAACUCAGUGCAAUAAAUUUUCCUCUGAGGAUGGCUUUCAUUGCAUCCCACAGAUUCUGGUAAGUUGUAUCUGUAUUUUCAUUUUCUUGUAGGUAUUGUUUAAUUUCUUCUUUAAUGUCCUCUGUGAGUCACUGAUUACUCAAGAAUGUGUUAUUCAGUUUCCAUGUGUUUGUGGGAAUGUUGCAGUAUCUUUUAUCAUUAAUUUCUAAUUUCAUAGUGUUAUGAUCUGAUAGCAUGGAGGGGAUAAUUUCAACUCUUUUGCAUUUAUUUAAAUAUGUUAAUAUAUGGUCUAUUUUAUAGAAUGUCCCAUGUACUGCUGAGAAGAAUGUGUAUUCUGUUGUUGUUGGGUGGAAUACUCUGUAUAUAUCUAUUACGUCCAUUUGUUCACAGGUGUGAUUCAGUUCUUUUAUUUCUUUCCUGAUUUUCUGUGUGAUUGAUCUGUCCAUUGGUGUCAAUGGUGUGUUAAGAUCUCCUGUUAGAAUUGUUACUGCUGGGGCUGGGGAUUUAGCUCAGCGGCAUAAGCACCUGCCUUGCAAGCAGGCAGUCGUGAGUUCGAUCCUUGGUACUGAUAAAAAUGAAAAAGACAAAAAAAAGAAUUGUUACUGCUAAUUUGGUUUUUUUAUUUUUGUUAGUACUUGUUUUAUAUAACUGGGUGCUCUGGAGUUUGUAUAUAUAUAAAUAUAUAUACAUAUAUAAACAUGUAUGAUAUAUAUAUAUAUUUAAGAUGGUUAGCUCUUCCUCUUGGAGUUUUCCCCUAACCAGCAUGUAGUGAUCAAUAAUGACCUCUUCUGAUCAUUAUUGGCUUGAAGUUCACUUUGUCUGCAAACAGAAUAGCUACCCUCUUUUUUGCGGGGGGUUCCUGUUGCAUGAAGUAUUGUUUUGCAUCCUUUGACUUUCAGUCUUUGAGUAUCCUUUUGGGUUAGAUGGGUUUCUUGUAGACAGCAUAUGGUUCGAUUUUGUUUCUUGAUCCAUUCUGCCAGUCUGUUUCUUUUAAUUGGUGUAUUGAGGCCAUUUACAUUAAUGGUUAUAACUGUUAUAUAUUGGUUUAUUGUUGACAUGUUAUCUUUCUGCUGUUGCAUUUUUAUCUUUCUGUUCUGUUUAAUUGUCUGUUUUGUUUAGUGGUUUUUUCCUAAAUGUAUCUAGGCUGUCUUUCAGUAUUCUUUGCAGGAUUAGCUUGGUGAUCAUGAAGUUUUUCAGCUGAUCCUUGUCAUGGAAGUAUCUUAUUUCUCCAUUGAUUUUGAAGGGCAGUGUUUCAGGGUCCAUCAGCCUAGGUUGGAAAUCAUUUUCCUUUAGGAUCUGAAAUACUUCACUCCAUGCUCUUCUUGACUUUAUUGUUUGUGCUGAGAAGUCUGCUGUGAUUCUGAUAGGUUUUCCUUUAGAGGGGAUCUGCCUUUUCUCUCUUACAGCUUUUAAUAUUCUAUUCUUUCGUUGGAUUUCUGGGAUGGUCAUUAUUAUAUGUCUGGGUGUAGAUUUAUGUUGGUUAUGGCUAUUUGGAGUUCUAUAUGCUUCCUUGAUCUUGAUAUCUGUUUCCAAUCUCAUGUUUGGGACAUUUUCAGCUAUUACUUCUCUAAAUAUCCUCUUGACAUCCUUUAUGUUGUCCCCUUCUUUAUUUACCCCUAUCAACCUUAUGUUGUUCCUCUUUGCUUCAUCUUGCAUGUGUUGAAUUGUUAUUUCCUGAUUUCUUGUUAUUUUUAAAAGGUCUUUCCUUUCCUGUUCACUGGCUGCAAUCUUGUCUUUGAGGUCUGAAAUUCUAUCUUCACAUUCAUUGAGGCAGUUUUUACAACUUUCAAUGGAGUUUUUGAUUUCCUGUGUAUCUCUUUACAUCUGCUUUCUGUAUUCUGUUUGUUUCUUAUAUUGUUCAUCCAGGGAUUCUAUCUUUUUGUUUAGUUCCUCCAAUUUUUUAACUGUGUCUUCUUUAGCUAUGUUCAGCAUCUCCUUCAUUUCUUUUAUCAUUUCUUCUUUUACCUGAGAGAUUAUUUCUAAUUCGAAUUUCUUUAAGGCUUCCCAGAGUUGCUUCUUUAUUUCAGUUACUAUUAUUUCAGGUAUUUCAGUUAUGUGGCAUGUGUUUUCUUCUAUGCACAUGGCUCCUAGGCUUUCUUGGAAUGGGCUGGAUGUUUGAGAUUGCAUUUGGUCUUUUGUUUUGUCAUUUUCCUAUAUUUUUGAGCUUCAAGUGUUGUUCCAAUUGUGGGAGAGAGUUCCAUCAGCCUGGGAUGGGGUUCCCUGCGGCGGCCCCAAUCACUAGACUAGGCAGGGAACCAUGGCCUGGUCCCCAGGCCAGGAAGAGAGUUCUGCCAGAGUGGUAUGAGAUUCUGUGCUCCUGCUCCACUCACCAAUUCCAGCAGGGAACCCGGCCUGGUCCCAGGCCAGGAAGAGAGUUCCCCCAGGCUGGGGCGGGAUUCCGCGCUGCUGCUCCACUCCUCUCUCACAGCUUUUAAUAUACUAUUCUUAUGGUGGAUUUCUGGGAUGGUGAUUAUCAUAUGUCUGGGUGUAGUUUUAUUUUGGUUUUGGCUAUUUGGACUUCUAUAUGCUUCACUGAUCCUGAGGUCAGUUUCCAUUCUCAUGUUUGGGAAAUUUUCAGCUAAUACUUCUCUAAAUAUCCUCUUGACAUCCUUUAUGUUGUCCCCUUCUUUUUUCAUUUAUCCUUGUCAAUCUUAUGUUGUUUUUCUUUGCAUCAUCUUGUAGCUGUUGAAUUGUUAUUUCCUGAUUCCUUGUUAUUUUUAAAAGAUCUUUCCUUUCCUGUUCACUAGUUGCAAUCUUGUCUUUGAGGUUUGAAAUUUUAUUUUCACUUUUGUUGAGGUGGUUUUGACAACUUUCAAUGGAAUUUUUGAUUUCUUGUAUAUCUCUUUGAAUAUGCUUCAUGUAUUCUGUUUGUUUCUUAUAUUGUUCAUCCAGGGAUUAUAUCUUUUUUGUUUUGUUCCUCUAAUUUUUUAACUGUGUCUUCUUUAGCUAUGUUCAGCAUCUCUUUUAUUUCUUUUAUCAUUUCUUCUUUUACCUGGGAGAUUAUUUCUCAUUUGAAUUCCUUUAAAGCUUCCCAGAGUUGCUUCUUUAUUUCACUUGCUAUUAUUUCAGGUAUUUCAGGUUUAUGGCACAUAUUUUCUUCUAUGUGCAUAGCUCCUAAGGUUUCUUGGGAUGGGCUGGAGUUUUGAGAUUGCAUUUUGGUCUUUCAUUUUGUCAUUUUCCUAUAUUUCCGUGUUUCAAGUGUUAUUCUCAGGCUUCCCCUUGGCCUGUUGGAAAUCCUCUUCUGUGCCCUCAGCUCUUGGAACUCUGGCUGCCCAGUUCCCUUCAUUGAGAGAGGCUCACUAGGUUUGGGGCAGGCAGGCCCAGGAUCUGCUGAGCCAGUUUAGUAUUGCAGGAAGCUGUGAACUUUCUUGGCCAGUGGGAGCAAGGAUCUUAAUCUCCUAGGGCUCGGGAUGGAGCAGGGAUACCCACCUCCAGCUGUCUAGUUUUCAGAAUUGAGUGUGCAGGCAGGCCCAAGAUCCCUAGAACUGGCUGAGUACAUCAGGAAGCCAGGAAGUUGGUGCCAGCAGGCCCAAGACCUACCAAACCAGUUGAGUGUGGCAGGAAGCUGUGAAGUUCCUUGGCCAGUGCCCAGGCUGAUGUUGAACUGGGUUCUAGUGAUCCUCCUGCCUCAGUUUCCUAAGUAGCCACAUUCUACUACACUUGAGUCCAAGUAAUUCUUUUAGAAAGUUUUUGAGUACAGUAGCCUUCCUGAACCUCUACAUUUUUGAAGUCAAUUGAGUUCACCUUCACAUUUUAAUAGUAAAUUGAUUGUUUCAAUGAGAAAUAUGAUAAAGAUUAAUUCUUCUUAUUCCCGAAUGCUUCUAUUUUGCUUUCCUGAAACUCGUAUGGCUUUGUCUUUGGACUUUGGGUGUGUCUCCUGUGUCUGUCUGAGUACAGGGCACUCUUUAUUCUUCUGGCUAAGCACUUAUGACUGAUUUCUUCAAAUCUUCUUUUCCUGUUUUGCAUUUUGUGGCCUCUACCUUUUCUCUCUUCUCCUUCUGAAAUUUCUAAUCUUGGUGUUGCUGGAUCUGUCCUCCAUGUUUAUUAACUAAUUAACCUUUCUCUAACAAUUUUUAAUUUUUUAACUAUUGAUUCACUGUUUGCUUGAGCUGAUGGCCAACAAAGUUCAUUUUUGGUGAUGGUCCAUUUUGUUGUCCAGCCUAUCUCUCUGGUCAGGGUUUGUUUGUGUGUUCAUAAAUUAUUCAUAAAUUUGAUUUCCUAAAGCUCUCAAUUUUCUUAUAGAUGUCAUUCCCCUGAAAUAUUUUAGGAAAUACUCAUUAUAAUUACUUUAAAACAUUUUAUUUUUAUCAGGUUAAUUCUUCUGAUGACUUGGAUGCUUUUAGUGGUCAUUUUAGUCAAAUGUCUACCACUUUUUACCAUUAUUUGUUCAACUGAAAAUGAAAAAUUUUUUCUAAUUGCCGGAGAUUUUUUUUUUCUGUCUGCAUCCCUGGAGUUUGUGAACAGCUCAUCUUCUGCUUUUGACUUACUAUUUCUUGACAGCAGCCAUGAGUCGUUUUGGACUCUGCCCAGAUGUCAUUGGAGUUGGUAAAGUGAUAUGUGCAUUUGAUGUCAAUCUUCAUAUCUGGCUCUUCAGUUUCAGAAGCUUUGUGUUAUAUUGGGUGUGUGUGUGUAUUUGAAACAGGGUCUCCAUGUAGUUCAAGCUAGACUUGAACUUGCUGUGUAGUUGAACUGGCCUUGAACUCGUAGUGAUCCUCCUGCCUCAGCCUCUUGAGUGCUGAGAUUGCAGGCAGGCACCAUCAUGCAAACAUCCCUGGACAUUUGUAGUGCUCUUCUGGUCAAAUUUCCAUCUUGUUCGUAUUAACCUUCUUUUUGUACCAAAUCUUUCUUUCCCUGGUGCUCCUGGCCCUCCUCCUGGAACCUAUUCCUUUAAUUGCCCUCCCUCUCUUGGUCUUAUAUGGAUCCCUUUCCUAAGCCUACAAAAUGUCUUGAUUUGUUCUAGUCUUAAACAAACAAGAGCUACAGAGAACAGAAAUAAUGGAAUUGUUUUUAAAUGGCCUACAGUGCUUAAGAGAGUUAUGCCAUUCAGCUCAUCCUCAAACACAUUCUAAAGCCCCCCGAAAGAAAUUACAUUUAUAUGUUUUGAAUGCUAUAUUUAAAGCAUAACAUUUAAUGUAGUCAUUGAAUUUGUACUCAAAUGAUAUCAAAUUUUAUGCUAUAGAACUGUAUCAUUUUGUGUUAUAUGCCCAAAUUAUAGAAAACUUGGGCUUCUUGCAUGAACCACAUAUCCUUUUGCUCAAGUUUUAGAAGGAGAAACAUGGAGAUAUAAAAAUUAUGGCACAGACUCUCAGGCUCCCGACCAGGCAUUAACCAGCUGUGUGAGUGUGAGGCCUUGGACUAGUUACUGGCCCAAGAUGAAUUUCAGUUUUGUGGUUGUAAUAGCAGGUUCUGACUCAUGACCUUUAAAGCUCUUCUCUGCUCUAAAAUUCUAUACUUUGGAGAUUUAUCCUUGAGCUUUCACAAUUUUUAAACCAUAUUGCUUCUAAUUACAAUUCUGUUCUUUUGUGAAAAUAUAAUCUUUGUCUUUUUAGGCAGGAUUGGCAGGAGUAUACCAUAAUGAAAACCAAGGGUUCUCUUCCUUAUAUCUUUGAUAGCGUUGUAGAUUCAAAAGGCAAAUAAUUAUCCUUUUCCUCUUUAUUUAGAAUAGCACUGAAUUUAACUCAUUGUUUAACUCAUCAAUGUUUUAAGUAAAAAGCAAUAUUAAUAUUAGAAAAAUAGACUGAUAUCUGAGUUCAGUUUUAAAUUUUUAAAAAUAUCAAAAUGAGACACUUUUCACAGCAAGCCUUUUAUGUAUCAGAUACAAAUACAGACAAGCUCAAGCCAUUUAGAUGCAUGUAUGCACUGUAAAUCCCAUUGCCGCCAAAGUGGGAGCUCCUGGAAAUAGCUUCAAAUAUGGAAAAAGACAUUUAUUUAUUAUGAUAACUCUAGGAGAGAAACUAUAACAGAUAAUGUUAAUUUCCACUUUAAUUUCCAAAUAUACAAGAAAUAUCAGUGGGUGAAGUUUUCCAGGUGAUCCCUACAGGUGAAUGUUGUAAGAGCUACAGCACUCUGUCACGCGUGUGUGUAGGACUCCUGUGUAGACACACAGGGACACACCAAGUGUGCCCUGAGUCUCUCACAUUGCAGAUUUCUGCUCAUAUUCAUGGUCUCAUGGAGCUUUUACAGUACAUACUGCCCCUCACCCCACCCCAGCAGCCUGGCUCUGAAAGUCUAUGGUGUUUCCAGUGUGCAGUGAAGUGUUUAGAACCUAAUUAAUUGCUCUCUGUUGUGUAACUGAAUGAGCCCAUUCCCAUAACUAAGCCAGCAUAGCCUCCAGCAGGGCUUCAGUGUAUCUGUAAAGCUGAGCACAGAGUCAAGGCUUAACUAAUAUUUGCUGAUUAAAUAAAUCAGAUGCCAAAAAACUUUGUUUAAAAUUGGAACAAAUUUGUACUCUAGCUCAGUUCCUCUCAAUAUUUGUAACUCAGCAUUUGAUUUUGGUGUGCACUUAAAGGACAUUUUUACACUGGAAAAGUGUUCAGAACAAUAUUAUACUAAAAAAAAUCAAUACUUUUACAUUCAAAUCUCCCUAACUUUCUCAAAAUAUCCUAAUGUUAUAGUUGCUUGUCUAAAAUGACCUAUUUAAGUCUAUUUUGGUUUCUUUCUUGGCACUGAUUUGUUGAAAGGACCAGAUCUGUUAUCCCCCAAAUGUUUCACAUUCUAUAGUUCUCUGGUUGCUUGCUCCUGGUAUCAUUUAGCUCCUCCCUUUAUGUUCUGUGCUUCUUGUAACCUGAAGGUCACAACUGUUACUAUAAUUCUGGUUUAAUGCUUUUGGUAAUAAUAUUUCAUGGAUAAUAAUAUGAAGCUCAUAUUGUAACACAUGAGAAAUGUACUGCCUUGCUGUUGACUUAUCAUUGUUAAAAUUAGUCCCUGGAUUAAGGUAAUGACAGGUUGAUCUCUCCACUGUACCCAAGAGUAAACUUUGUAAUCUAGCCAAUGGCCAUAGAUUACAUUGAAAUUAUAAAUAUUCUUAUCUACACCCUGGGCCAUUAAAGAUGGCAUUUAACCAGCCAUGUUAGAGCACUGUAAUUUUCAAAGAGUAACAUUUUAAUGCUACGCUAGGACAGAUCUUCUAAUUGUGUCAAAAUUUUCCCUGAUGUAUUUAUUGUUAUGAAUUUUAAUUCAUUUAAUUAUCAUCUGUGGUGACUACCAUUUAUGUUGGCAUGUAUUUCCUUUGUAUUAAACACUGGCAUGGGGACCAGGGUUUUAGCUCAGUUGUAUAAGCACCUGCCUAGCAAGCAUGAGGUUGUGAGUUUGAUCCCAGAUACCAAUAAUAAUAAUAAAAAAAGAUGGCUAAACACUGGCAUGUAUUUCCUCUGUAUUAUGACUAUUUAGUAUUUCAAUAAAAUAAUAGUGAAAACAAAA
Messenger RNA from Cavia porcellus (domestic guinea pig), 21772 nucleotides. RefSeq names its product cholinergic receptor nicotinic beta 3 subunit (gene Chrnb3). Gene Ontology annotation, cellular component: synapse; plasma membrane; postsynaptic membrane. Gene Ontology annotation, biological process: signal transduction; synaptic transmission, cholinergic; regulation of membrane potential. Gene Ontology annotation, molecular function: acetylcholine receptor activity; acetylcholine-gated monoatomic cation-selective channel activity. The coding region runs from base 784 to 2163 and encodes 459 amino acids. The record is from RefSeq and is a predicted model, not a curated record. NCBI's taxonomy places the organism in Eukaryota, Metazoa, Chordata, Mammalia, Rodentia, Caviidae. The transcript has 6 exons.